AUGUCCUUGGUGUCCGCUAUUCCAGACAGAGAUCGGCAGAGGCCGAUCGGGACGCGUGCUGUGAAGGCCAAGGGGAAACGCACCCCAGGGUCCAGCAGGACGUCCACGAUUACGAGUGCGUCCGGGACCUCCUCGCUGACGAGGGACUCCCGGAGGUCCCCCGUGUACCGGCCCACCGGUACACAGUUGAGUAAAGAGGCUUUGUACCGUGCGAAAUUAAAGUACGGUGUGUACCAGUCCCCUGCGACGCAGUAUACCGUCGGUGUGACGGAUGUGCGUGCGUCUGCUGACACGGCCGCUGUGCUGGCUAGUGGCUCUCACGUUAACAUGGAGACGUACGAGCGGAAACUGGACCCGAAUGCGACGAAGGCUGCGUCUGCAGUGGGUGCAAGGACGAAGUCCAUGGUGGCCCCCGCGGUGGACCCUCCUGCGAAUUCGCAGAGGAAGGCAGGUGCUGCUGCGUCGAAGGCGUACUCGAUGACGAACGUUUCAAGGGAGACGGCUACCCCCGGGAAGGAUUCCGACAGGGCCGUUUCCCUGACUGCGAAAGCUAACAUGAGGAAAGUGUUCAGUAAUGCAUCGAAGAAGGCGGAGAGUAACGUGCGGAACAGGAUGGAACCCGAGCGCGGGAACUUCUCGUACGGGAUCAAGACACAGGCCGCUGAACACAACCAAUUCAAGUUCGACAAGGAGAUGAUGGGUAACAUCAUGGCGAAGACGGAGAAGGCUGCGUCUUUGCAACAAAUGGAACAGCAGAAAGUCGAUGACCGUGAACGUACCGAGCGUGGAGCGAAGUUUGCCCUGAACGCCGCUGUAUCCGUGAAGGACUUGGGGCCCUCCGUGUCCCGCGAGAUCGACGACGAACUCGCACAGAAGAGACAGCAACGGAACGAGUACUUGAGGCAACUGACUUCGACGAAAGUGAUGGCGAUGGCGCAAAACAGGGUCAACGCGCAGUUGAGGGACUUUGAGAGUGGCGACACGGAUUUGCAAUUGUGGGGGAACGAAUCCUACAACAAGGCUGCCGUGGCGAUUGCACAUACGCAGUUCAGAAACAAACCGACACCAAGGGACCCCUCGAAGGUCAACAUGGGUGGUGGUCUGUGGUUGUCGCAGGCUGAUAUCCAGAAGAUCUCGCAGGACCUGUUGAACCCUAUUUUGGGGGAGAUCGACGAGAGGGCUGCCGCGCAGCGUAAGGCGGAUGACGAGAUCUCGGACCGCACGAAGGCGUACAACGAGAACUUGACCAACUGGAAGAACAUGCAAGUGCAGAAGGAGAAGAACGACGUGCAGAUCGUCAAGAACGCGGAGAAGAAGUACGCUAAUGACAAGCUGAACGCGAAGAACGCCGCCGAGGAGAAGUUUAACGAGAUGGUGAAGCGGAUGGAGGCAAGACUCAAGGAGCGGAACAAAGAUCUGGACGAUACAAAGCAGGCCUACGAGGACUUGAAGGAGGAGAUCAGUAUGAAGCUGGAGAUGGAACAGGAGAGAGCCGAUAAGGAGGUCGCAAGCUGGGCGAAAUACCGUGAGAAGGAUAUCGACGUCGCCCGUGACGAGCAAGAAAACUUAUUGAAACCAUACAGGGAUGACCUAGCCGCUGCGGAAACUGAGCAAGAAGCUUUGAUCACCAAUUACGAUGCAAUUAACGAGGAGAUUGUGCGUCUGAACAGCGUUGUGAAGCACCACAAGAGCAAGAUCGAGGAGUACACUGGUACUCUGGAGAGCCAGGGGACCAGGGAGCAACGUGAGUUGACUUUGAUUGACGACUUGGACGGGAACAGGGGCGAGUUGGAGACAGACAUGGACGAGCAACUGAUCAUACGUGCGAACAAGGCUCGCGAGGAGGCCGAACUGGCAACGAAGGAGGCACGUCUAAAGCAACUGGAGGUGGAGGCCGCAAUCAACGAGCGGAGGACCGAGUUGAACCAGACGGACAUUGACCUGCAGAAGGAGAAGUUGAACCUGCUGGAGGCCAUGCAACUUGUCGCUGAGGCACGUGGUGAUGAAAAACUUGACGAGGAGCGGAUCAAAACAUUGUUUGGUAUGACCUCUGAGGAGUACAUCGACAAAAAUAUGUUGAAGCCCAAGGUCUCUAAGAAGGUUGAGGAAAAGGGGGAGAAGACUAGCGAGAAGUCUGCGGAGAAGUCCACCAAGAAGUCUGCGGAGAAGCCCACCAAGAAGACUAGUGAAAAGCCCGUGGAGAAGCCUGCAACGAAGCCUGCUCAGAAGCCUGCUGCUAAACCUGCCCAGAAGCCAGCUGAGAAGGCCCCUAAAUCUGGUUUAAAGAACUUCUUCCUUGGUGGUUCCACAAACACGGCGACGAAGCCCGCUGCCGCUGCACCUGCUGCCGCAAAGGAGCCUGCCAAGGAGUCCGCCAAGACGCCUGCCAAGACGCCCAUUAGCUCAUCUGCAGCCCCUGCUGCGGCGGAACCGGCGAGUAAAGAACUCGACAGCGAUGACUUGGCCCCAACGUUCAGCGGGUUCUCGCAGGGGUCUAUCAACGGUGACAAGGACGGCCAAGGGUACUUCAAAGAGGUGUUCUGA
This is a messenger RNA of Huiozyma naganishii CBS 8797, 2544 nucleotides long. RefSeq names its product Eis1p (gene EIS1). Lineage: Eukaryota; Fungi; Ascomycota; Saccharomycetes; Saccharomycetales; Saccharomycetaceae. Bases 1 to 2544 code for a protein of 847 amino acids. The record is from RefSeq and is a predicted model, not a curated record. The transcript has a single exon. Gene Ontology annotation, biological process: eisosome assembly.